Messenger RNA from Cyclopterus lumpus (lumpfish), 1930 nucleotides. It is a transcript of the gene ada, whose product is annotated as adenosine deaminase. Bases 96 to 1187 code for a protein of 363 amino acids. Gene Ontology annotation, molecular function: adenosine deaminase activity. Gene Ontology annotation, biological process: hypoxanthine salvage; negative regulation of adenosine receptor signaling pathway; purine ribonucleoside monophosphate biosynthetic process. NCBI's taxonomy places the organism in Eukaryota, Metazoa, Chordata, Actinopteri, Perciformes, Cyclopteridae. Gene Ontology annotation, cellular component: external side of plasma membrane; cytosol. The record is from RefSeq and is a predicted model, not a curated record. The transcript is spliced from 11 exons.
UAAUAGCCAGACGGGCAGCGAUAGGCUUCGGCUCCCCUGUCCUCAGCUCUCUGUGCAUCAGCAGAUUCACCGGCAGCCGCAGGCUCUUUACCGCGAUGGCCGAGCUCCCGUCCGAUCAAGUGGUAUUCAACAAGCCAAAGGUUGAGCUGCAUGUGCACCUCGAUGGAGCCAUCAGGGUGCAGACCAUUCUUGAUGUUGCCAAGAGACGGGGCAUCUCUCUGCCAGCAAAUACCGUGGAGGGGAUGACGCAGAUCAUUAUCCUCCAACAGCCUGCCACCCUCACCCAGUUCCUGGGCAAGUUUGCCGAGUACAUGCAUGUGGUUGCUGGAGACAGAGCAGCCAUAAAGAGGAUCGCCUAUGAGUUCGUUGAGGACAAAGCCAAGGAGGGAGUGAUUUAUGUCGAAGUCAGAUACAGCCCACAUUUUCUGGCCAACACUAAAGUGUAUCCAAUACCAUGGGACCAGGCAGAAGGGGACCUGAGCCCGGACGAGGUGGUGCACCUGGUUAACGUGGGCCUCAGUGAGGGAGAGAGGGACUUCAAAAUCAAAGCCAGGUCCAUUCUAUGCUGCAUGCGCCACAUGCCAAACUGGUCCAUGGAUGUGGUGGAGCUGUGUAAGAAAUACCAACAAGGAGGUGUGGUUGCCAUUGAUCUGGCAGGCGAUGAGUCACUCAACUCUGAAGCCAAUCCAGAGCACAGGAAGGCCUACGAGGAAGCCGUGCGCUUUGGGAUCCACAGAACAGUCCACGCAGGAGAGGUGGGCCCCUCGUCCGUAGUGAAGGAGGCUGUGGAAGUGCUGAAAGCUGAACGGGUUGGACACGGUUACAGAACCCUGGAAGAUCAAGUUCUGUACAAAAACCUGCUGGCUCAGAACAUGCACUUUGAGGUGUGUCCUAUUUCCAGUAAAUUGACGAGUGCCUGCGACCCAGACUUCACCAAGCAUCCGGUCAUAAGGUUCAGGAAGGACAAGGCAAACUACUCCCUGAAUACAGAUGACCCACUGAUCUUCAACUCGACCCUGCACCUCGACUACAGCAUAGCGCACAAAUACAUGGGAUUCACAGAGGACGAAUUCAAACGGCUGAACAUCGGUUCUGCAAAGUCAUGCUUCCUGCCUGAGAAGGAGAAAAAGGAGCUUGUCCACAGGCUGUAUGAGGCGUAUGGGAUGGUACGGUCAACUGCCUUUUAAACCUGACCAAGAAGGACGUCUGAGGAGGAGGCGUGACCUAACCCAGGGAUGAAUCACUCUGAACUCUUAAUCUCACCCACCUGGCACAGUGGAAUGUCUUUCCCUAAUUUGUAACCAGACAUAGUUUGGAUGUCAUGGUACUCUGCAAGGUGCAAAUUAUUGUGUUUAUGAAGCUGUUUUUUUGUUGAUAUGAAACCUCUGGAUACAUUUUUCAUCUUGCGUUUACAUCCUGUUGUCAGGAAGAAUCAGGGAAGCUGUUGAUGCACACUUACUCAACAGUCUGAACACUUUGUCAGCAUGUAAGGGAAGGAGAAGUGAGUCUUUGUUCAUCUUUUGGAGGGAAGAAAUGUGGCAAGGGAUAGUUAAAGAAUAUGCUACCUAAGGGGUUAAAUAUAGCAUACUGUUAAUAACCAUAGUUUGGUUUUAGGGAGAAGUAAUUGAAUCAAGUGUCACAAACGUGUGCUUUUUUGCCCUAAACGUGUAACAAAAGGUAAAACAGCUAAAUACCAACGGUGUAUUCUCACAUUAGAACACUAGGGGGCGCACUCCAGUCACCUAGAUGGACAAACCAGUUGACUGACUGGUUUUGCACAUCGUAAUUACUCAAUUCUUUUGAAUUCUAUUUAUUUUAAACAUUUUAUUUCCAUUUCACUACUUAAAAGAGCCCUUCCAGUUGUAACAGACACGUUUAUGGCACUUGUGAAAAGUAUCUUUGAACAUAAUAAAAGCUAUAAUUAUAUGUU